Lodderomyces elongisporus is the source of this 795-nucleotide messenger RNA. RefSeq lists its product as uncharacterized. The coding region runs from base 1 to 795 and encodes 264 amino acids. The record is from RefSeq and is a predicted model, not a curated record. The transcript has 2 exons. NCBI's taxonomy places the organism in Eukaryota, Fungi, Ascomycota, Pichiomycetes, Serinales, Debaryomycetaceae.
AUGGUAACCACAAUGUCAAACAUCCAAGACCAAUUGGAGAAUAUCCCUGGCUAUGGGAUUGCCAUGGACUACUUCAACGACUAUGCAGAGGAGCAUUGGAAUUCUAAAGAUCCAUAUUAUGAUGAAAAAACAGGUAAAAGACUUCAGCUUCCACCGGACAUAACUACGAAAGAGGAGCAGAAAGCGUGGAAGUCGAUACAAUCGAAAGCUUGGGUCCACGACAAGUGUCUAUGUGGCUCAUGUGGUGUGGGGAUGGACUGCGGUGUAGGACUUGUUCCAUUCGUUGUCCUCUUUUUCCCUGUGCUUGGUCCCUUGGUAAUGUAUGCUUUGCACUCGAGAAUAAUCGAAAUGGCCCAGAAACAAUUCCACAUUCCGCAGAAGGAAAUUGCAAAAAUGCAAUCGAAUAUCGGGAUAGACUUACUAAUCACAUUUCCACCCGUGAUUGGUAGUUUUUUUGGUUGGUUACAUGGCUGCUCGUCGAGAAAUGCUGGACUCAUCUACGGUUGUGUUUUGAAGAUGGCUAAGGAAAGAGCAGCAAAUGGUGGAGGUGCAAAGUACAUUGGAAGAGGGACGGCGGGAACUGCGGGCGGAGCCGGUACUCAAUACUUUGGAGAUAGCCAACAGCAACAUGUAAGAAAUGCUCAGUACUCAAACCCAUCCCACUCAAGAACAAACCAACACCAUCAUCAACAACAGCAGCAGCAGCAGCAGCAUUCGAGACAGCAAUAUCCGUACUAUCAGCAACAGCAGCCCCAAACUCGACCUCAACCUCAACAACAGUCGGGGUUUCUAUAA